This is a messenger RNA of Chelmon rostratus (copperband butterflyfish), 2802 nucleotides long. It is a transcript of the gene tdrd5, whose product is annotated as tudor domain containing 5. The transcript is spliced from 19 exons. Lineage: Eukaryota; Metazoa; Chordata; Actinopteri; Chaetodontiformes; Chaetodontidae. Bases 1 to 2802 code for a protein of 933 amino acids. The record is from RefSeq and is a predicted model, not a curated record. Gene Ontology annotation, biological process: spermatogenesis.
AUGUCAACAGGCAAGAUGAAUCAGGAAGACGUUUUUGCAAAAUUGAAGAAGGAUGUUCGUUCCCUGCUCAUUUCAUCUAAGAUGGCCUUGGACCCUGAGCAGCUCAAGAGAGACUAUCUCAACAUGCUGGGGCAUCCCAUGCCCCUGAAACACCUGGGCUUCAGAAACAUCAUGGAUAUGGUGAAGGAGAUGCCUGAUGUGGUGUCAGUGAACUUCAGGGCAGAUGGCAGCCCGGUCUUAAAGGCUGUUAGCGACGAGUCCACCCAAAACAUAGAGGUUUUGGUAGCUAAUCAGCGCACAUCUAAGGCUGAAAAGAAGGUCAGAAAAGGAGGUGUUGGCUACUUCUGGCCCCGUUUUUGUUAUCCGCCCCCCACUGUAGUCCUUCCCAGAAGAGGUCGUGCUCCUCCGGCUCUUCCUGCCCAGCUGAGGGCACAGCUGCGCACACUGCUCACCUUGGGUCCACUCCGGUUGUCUGACUUGGAGGUCUGCUUCCUGCGCUGCUUCGGCCACCCGCUCCGUGUCCACAACUACGGCUUCUACUCCACUGGAGAGAUGCUGCAGGCAGCGGCAGACCUGGUCCUUGUCAAGCAGGGCAGACUGGGCUCAGUUCUGACCCUGAGGGAGCACAUGGUGCCCAGGCAGAUGUCCAGCUUUCCAAGGAAGACUGGACCAAUAAAGUCAGUGUCACCUGCAACUGACAAGUCGGCCACCAAAGGGCAAGACACCAGAGCUCAGACACCAACAGUACCCCCAGCUGCAGUGAAGCCGAAUCCUCCGAACCAGCCCUCUACUGAGUUACCUUCAGCCCCUGUCGAUACAGAGCCAUCAACUGUCAGUAACAAGCCAGAGAUGGUUGAGGAAAACCAGGAAGUGGACCGAGAGCUCUGCCAGGAAGGUCGGCUUAUUCAGAAAUGUACCCUUAAGCUGGAGGAGGAGCUUCGCCAGCAAAUCAUGGAGAAUGGAGUCGCUGGCACCGUUAGUCAGGAGCUGAAGAACAAGCUACGAAAGGUUGUAGGUCAGGCCAGUGAUGGAUUAUCUGUGCAAAAACUACCUGCUGAGUACAAGAAGCUUUUUGAUGAGGACUUGCCGCUGCGGCAAAACGGCUUUGCCAGCGUCACUGAACUGAUCAUGGCCAUAAAUGACACCUUCCACCUGAAACCUACAGGGCAUGACAGUGGACAGCAGUGGAUAGUCAUGGACAUACAGGACAGUGACAUUACACAAUCAGGUUUAUGUAAAGAUGUGAAGCAGCCACAUAUGAGCCACAGCUUGAGCUGUGGAAAGUCUCCCUGGGAAGACAAACUGGAAAGAAACAGUGAUGUCACGAACGAUGACAAGAAUGAGGAGACCAAUAACAAUUUCAAGACCCACGAAAUGACCUCUGAGAUCUGCCCUACCAUUAAGGUGCAUUGCAGCCCUGCGCUUCCUCUGGACGCGAUGCAGAGUCAACGUCUCAAACAGCCAGUGCGCCAUCAUGCUCGAGAGCUGAUAGAAGUCCUGGUGGAACAGGUGGAGUCACCUGGACGUUUCCACAUCCGCUUCAGCGAGAGUGAGGAUGCCCGAGCUAUGGAGGACAUGAUGAUUGAGAUGAGACGAUAUUACACCUGGCCUGAGAUGUCAGAGCGCUACCGCCUCCCGGAGCAGUUUGUCAGACGGGGUCAGGUCUGCUGUGUGUCUCCCAAAGGAAUGUGGUUCUACCGAGUGGUGAUCCAUCAGAUCAUCAGCCCCACUCAGGUCGAGGUGUACUACGUUGACUUUGGUGACAUGACCGUGGUACAGAGCGCCAACCUCAAGUUCCUCAAGUCAUGUUACUCAGUGCUUCCAGCACAAGCUGUUCCAUCAUCACUCGCUGGAAUUAAACCCACCACUGGCAGCUGGACUGCUGAAGCCACGGCUUCUUUCCAGAAGCUGUGCUCCGAUCACACCCUGGUGGGCGCUUUGGAUUGUUACGUUGGAGAUGUGCUGCAGCUCUACCUGUGCGACACAAGCGCUGAUGACGACAUCUACGUCCACAGUGCCCUGCUGAGCCAGGGCCACGGGACAGCCUGCAGCCCUGCAGCCAGUGCAGCACUUUGUGUCCAGGUGACCCCAGUAAGUCUCUACCUGGGGGAGGGAAUGGUUGAGCUGCCAGAGGUGGAAGUGGAGACUACUUCCUCUUCCAAACCAGAAAACAUGAUUGAACAGACCACGUCGACCUCACUGAAGGUUGAAGAGGAAGAGAUGCCCACCCUGGAGUUCAUUGAUGACAGUGAGAUCAGCUGCCACAUCCAGGAUAAAGACACCAACCUGUUUACUGCUCCGCGACAUGACCAAACCCUCAGCUGCAGUGAAUGGGGCUCGGCCUCAACCAACAAAUCAUCUCCUGCCCACCCUUCCAGUCCCACCUCCAGCUCCCUCGCCCCUCCAGAUUUGAACCAGACCAAGACAACCCCAGCUCACUGUAACGCUGAUCCUAAAACACUAAGCAUGACUCCUCUGCCUACUCUGCAGCCAGCUCCAUCUAGCUUGAAUUCCAGGUCCUGCUCUCCAACACUGGAAGAGGAGCGUCAACGGCCCAAGGACGCUGACCCCUCGUUGGUCAGGUCACCUGAGAUCCUGCGGCCUCUGAGUCAGCGUGUCCCGCUCAAAAUGCGAAAGUCUGGUAUCAUGUUUCCUCUGUUUGGGGCCAGGACAUUUCUGGGCAUCAACCUUUGGGCAGUGGGUAUGUGGCCCCCAGCCGGCAAUGGUGUGCAGCUCAGCAUCAUGAAUGAAGGCGCCUGUAAGCUGCUGCCUUUCAAAAUCCCCACAAAUAUCCCGUCAUGA